AUGGAACAGUCAAGUGAUAAUCUUAAGGAUGUGUAUAAAGAAAUUGGUACGAUCGAUAGCUAUUUUGGUGUGAAGAAGGAAAAUGGAAAAAUAUCUCUAUAUUAUGAUCCAUCAUUCCUCAAAUAUUGUAAUUACAGUAAUAACACAGGAAAAGGUGGUUGUAACGAUUAUUUUCAAUGGGCUAGUUGUGGUUUUAUUUAUUUGGUAGAAACAUUAAAGAAGUAUAUUUUAGAUUAUGAUAAACUUGCCGAAUACGCUAUUUUAUGGUUAUGUUAUAAACUAAAUAUAGCGCCAAAUGGAUGUGACAUGAAUUUAGUCAAAUUUUAUAAUAAUCAUAUAGAAAAAAAUAAUGAUUAUAAAAAGAAAAUAAAUGGUGAUGAUAGUCCGACUUAUAAGGAUAUUAUAGAUAAAAAAAAAUAUUUGAUGAAUAUUAAAGAAAUACCUAAAUUUAAUGCCCUAUUUUAUAUAUUAUUUCUAUCCUAUAAUUUAAUUGAUGCUAAUGAUUUCAAUUGCACAGAUUAUUCGAGUUUUCCUACAAGGUUUGUUAGUCAAUUUAAAGAACUCAAUAAAAAUUCUAAUAAUAUAAAAGGCAGUCUAUAUACUCAAAUAUUGUCUACAUUAUCAAAUGAUUAUAAAAAUAUUAAAAAUAUAUAUCAUGAAAAGAAAUCUUGCGAAUUUCCACCUCUUCCAGAAUUAACCCCCAAAAAUCCUGAAGGUACAUCAUCAAGUUCAUCGAUAUUAAACACAUUAAUUCCAGGUUUAUCGACAUUUGCAAUACCGGUUUUCUUGGGAGUUGCUUAUAAGACAAUAUAUAAAAAAAAAAUUAAAAAAAGUAAAGAAGAAAAUGAAACAUAA
Plasmodium vinckei vinckei is the source of this 855-nucleotide messenger RNA. RefSeq names its product PIR protein CIR protein. The transcript is spliced from 3 exons. The record is from RefSeq and is a predicted model, not a curated record. NCBI's taxonomy places the organism in Eukaryota, Apicomplexa, Aconoidasida, Haemosporida, Plasmodiidae. Bases 1 to 855 code for a protein of 284 amino acids.